This is a messenger RNA of Arabis nemorensis, 1380 nucleotides long. NCBI's taxonomy places the organism in Eukaryota, Viridiplantae, Streptophyta, Magnoliopsida, Brassicales, Brassicaceae. The record is from the annotation of a GenBank genome assembly.
AUGGAUCGGAACCCGAAGGUUGAUCACAUCAUCGGUGGAAAGUUUAAGUUGGGUAGGAAACUCGGUAGUGGAUCGUUCGGUGAACUUUAUUUAGGGAUCAAUAUCCAAACUGGAGAAGAAGUCGCAGUUAAGCUGGAACCUGUGAAGGCGAGGCAUCCUCAACUGCAGUAUGAAUCGAAAAUAUAUAUGUUUCUUCAAGGCGGAACGGGUGUUCCCCAUCUCAAAUGGUUCGGAGUGGAGGGUGAAUACAGUUGCAUGGUUAUUGACCUUCUUGGACCCAGCUUGGAGGACUUAUUCAAUUACUGCAAUCGGAAGUUUUCGUUGAAAUCUGUUUUAAUGCUUGCAGAUCAGUUGAUAUGCAGAGUUGAGUACAUGCAUUCGCGUGGUUUUCUUCACCGCGAUAUUAAACCGGACAACUUUUUGAUGGGUCUUGGGCGCAAAGCAAACCAGGUGUAUAUCAUUGAUUAUGGCCUUGCUAAAAAAUACAAAGAUCUUCAGACACAAAAGCAUAUACCAUACAAGGAAAACAAGAAUCUUACAGGAACUGCUCGGUAUGCAAGUGUGAACACGCACCUUGGGAUUGAGCAAAGUAGAAGAGAUGAUCUGGAGUCACUUGGUUAUGUGUUGAUGUAUUUUCUACGAGGAAGUCUUCCGUGGCAAGGUUUAAAAGCUGGUACGAAGAAGCAGAAGUAUGACAAGAUUAGUGAAAAGAAGAUGCUUACUUCUGUAGAGGUUCUUUGCAAGUCCCAACCAUCAGAAUUCACCUCGUAUUUCCAUUACUGUCGAUCAUUGAGAUUUGAGGACAAACCAGAUUAUUCAUAUCUGAGAAGACUUUUCAGGGACCUUUUCAUUCGUGAAGGUUAUCAGCUCGACUACGUGUUUGAUUGGACAAUCUUGAAAUAUCCUCAGAGUGGCUCUAGCUCGAGACCAAGGCCAACUCCAAGACCAGCCUUGGACCCUCCUGGACCACCUGCAGAAAGAGCUGAAAAGCCUACAGUUGGGCAGGACCUCCGAGAAAGAUUUUCAGGCGCAAUCGAGGCCUUCACCAGAAGAAAUGUUUCAAGCCGAGGCAUUCAUGGUGAUCGCUCUUCUGCCAAAGAAGUGUUGCAGCAAGAGUUUGAUAGAUACCGUUCUUCGUCACGAAAUGGAAGUACUUCAAAGAGAGGUGUGAUAUCUAGCAGCAGACCUGGCUCAUCAGCUGAACCAAGCGAAAACCGUUCAAGCCGACUAUUUUCAAGUGGAUCACGUCUCGCCACACCUCAACGGGUUCAACAGAGCUAUGAAUCCAAGCCAUCAUCUGCAGCUGUAAGGUCCGGGCAUGAUGAUGCCAUGCGAAACUUCGAGCUCCUUACCAUCGGCUCUGGGAAGAAGAGGAAAUGA